Molecule: messenger RNA, 654 nt
Organism: Racocetra fulgida
Lineage: Eukaryota; Fungi; Glomeromycota; Glomeromycetes; Diversisporales; Gigasporaceae
Source: the annotation of a GenBank genome assembly
AUGUCAACAAGACAAGGUCCAGGAAUAAGAAUAAGUAUUGAUAGAGGUGGUACGUUUACCGAUUGUAUCGGUAUAGUCCCAGUUCCAACUUCCAAAGAAUACCCAACAGGAAGACGUGAAAUUGUAAUAAAACUUCUAAGUGAUGAUCCUCAGAAUUACCCUGACGCUCCUCGCGAAGGUAUUAGAAGAAUAUUAGAAAUUGCUACCGGAAAACCUCACCCGAGAAAUAAACCAGUGGACACCUCUCUUAUAGCAAAUGACGGUGCCGAUAUAAUUAAAGGCAUUUCUGGAGAAUAUGUAAAGGUACUUCAAAAACCAGCCGAUGCGUACCUAACACCAUGUAUUCGUAAAUACAUUGAUGGAUUCGUUUCUGGAUUCGAUGAAAACAUGGAAAAAAAUACAAGGCUAGAAUUUAUGCAAAGUGAUGGUGGUCUUGUACCAGUUAAUAAAUUCUCUGGAUUUAAGGCCAUAUUGUCAGGACCCGCGGGCGGUGUCGUUGGCUACGCAUCAACAUCAUUUAGUGAGAAUGAACGUGAUCCAGUAAUUGGUUUCGAUAUGGGAGAUGUUUCUCGAUUUGAUGGUCUAUAUGAACAUGUUUUCGAAACGACUACUGCGGGAAUAACCAUCCAAGCACCUCAACUUGAUAUAAAUACA